AUGACUUGUAGGAAACAGUAUGUGGUUGCCAGACCCGCAUAUUGUGAGGACAGCUUUGCAGAAGAACACGAGAAAUUCUCCCGCUUGCACAAAACCAUGCUGGACCACGUCAAAGACUACCUGACCUGCGACAAAAAGAGGAUGAAGAACGUGGCGCUAUCCCUUCUUCCCGUUGUUGGCUGGAUGAGAACGUAUCGAAUCAGAGAGUGGAUGCUUGGGGAUGUGGUGUCGGGGGUCAGCACGGGCUUGGUGGCCAUCAUGCAAGGACUGGCCUUCUCUCUGCUGGCCUCGCUGCCUCCGAGCUACGGACUUUAUACGGCUUUCUUCCCAGCGCUUGCCUACUUCUUCCUCGGCACGUCCAGGCACAUAUCUGUCGGCUCAUUUCCUGUUCUCAGUUUGAUGGUGGGCGCUGUGGUGACCCGCCUGGUCCCAGAAAAUGCACCCCCAGCCAACAUCACAGACUUCGAAGGGCUUACACAGGACCACCAGAGGGUCCUGGUGGCCUCCUCUGUGACCUUCCUCAUGGGGAUUUUCCAGCUCGCCAUGGGCGUUCUCCGGGUGGGCUUUGUUGUUGUCUACCUGUCUGACACGUUGGUGUCUGGAUUCACCACAGCAGCUGCUGUUCACAUUCUGGUCUCUCAGCUCAAGUUUGUGUUGGGCUUGAACGUCCCGGGCAUCAGCGGUCCUCUUUCUAUCAUAUACACUUUGGAGAAAAUCUUUGGUCAGAUGGCCUCCUCCAAUGUGUGCGACGUGGUGAUGUCUAGCGUCAUCAUGGUGGUGGUGUUCAUCGUGAAGGAGCUCAGUGAGCGAUACAAAGCCAAGCUGCCCGUGCCUAUCCCAGUAGAGGUCAUCACGACAGUUGUAGCGUGCUCGGUGUCCUACGGAUUCAACUUUGAGAAGACAUACGAGGUUGAGGUUGUGGGCCAGAUGAUUAGCGGAUAUGAGUCUCCAAUCGCCCCAAGUGUGGAAGUCUUCCAGGAGAGUGCGAUGGAGGCCUUUCCUAUUGCCAUAGUGGGCUUUGCUGUGGCCUUUUCUGUGGCCAAAGUCUACUCCAUCAAACACGACUACACUAUCGAUGGCAACCAGGAGCUCAUUGCAUUUGGGGUUAGCAACAUAUUUGGUGCAAGCUUCCGCUCAUUCGCUGCCAGCACUGCCCUAUCCAGGACAGCCGUGCAGGAGAGCUCUGGGGGCAAAACACAGAUUGCAGGGCUCAUAUCAGCCAUGAUGGCGAUGAUUGUUACCGUGGCGCUUGGAUUCCUGCUGGAGCCGCUUCCCAAGUCUGUCCUCGGUGCUUUGGUCAUCGUCAACCUGAAGGGCAUGCUGAUGCAGCUCCGAGAAAUCUCACACCUGUGGAGGCGGGACAAAUUUGAAUGUGUAGUGUGGGUGGGCACGUGUCUGAGUGCCAUCUUGUUGGGACUGGAUCUUGGUCUGGCAGUUGGCUUGGGGGUGGAGCUUCUCACGGUGGUCUUCCGAACUCAAUUUCCACGCUGUUCUGUCUUGGCCAACAUCCCAGGAACUGACCUCUACAAGGAUCGCAAGGAUUACCUGCAUAUACUUGAACCCAAGGGAGUGAAAAUCUUCAGGAUACCCUCUCCCAUCUUCUUUGCCAAUAUCGAGUUUUUCCGGGACAAGCUUCUCGAGGCUGUUGGAUUUAACCCUCUGAGGAUUCUGAGAAAGCGGAACAAGGCUCUGAAAAAAAUGAAGAACCUGUUUGAGAAGCAGGGAGAUACAAUGAUGGAGGAGAACAUGGAUAUGUUUUCAAAGGACCCCAAAGGCUUUCCAUUCCAUGUGGACUGGAACGCCGAACUUCCUGCCAACAUCAGUGUUCCGAAAGUGGGACUCCACAGCCUGAUCCUGGAUUUUUCCGCGGUCUCCUUCCUGGACAUCUCAGCUCUCAAGGGGCUCAAAAUGGCACUCAAAGAGUUUAUACGUGUUGACGUGGAUGUCUACAUUGCGUCAUGUGAUGCGUGCAUUCUGGACAAACUCAAGAGCUGCACGUUCUUUGACGAUGACGUUCACACUUCCAUGUUCUACCCGACCAUCCAUGACGCCAUGCUGCAUGUGUUCAACAAACACAACACUGAAACAAGAACAAAGUGGGUGGUAAGUAAAAAACAAAACAAAACAAAACAAAACAAAGAUACUACCCUCCUGUGAGGAAAUAUAAUUAUAAUUUAAAUAAUUUACGUCAGAAUAUGAUGGACGCACCUGUCAUCAGGAAAUGAAAAGAACACUCACAAGUUUAAAUGUAUG
Molecule: messenger RNA, 2253 nt
Organism: Dunckerocampus dactyliophorus (ringed pipefish)
Lineage: Eukaryota; Metazoa; Chordata; Actinopteri; Syngnathiformes; Syngnathidae
Product: chloride anion exchanger-like
Exons: 18
Coding region: 1-2157 (718 amino acids)
Biological process (GO): transmembrane transport
Cellular component (GO): membrane
Molecular function (GO): chloride transmembrane transporter activity; sulfate transmembrane transporter activity; bicarbonate transmembrane transporter activity
Source: RefSeq, a predicted model, not a curated record